Molecule: messenger RNA, 2082 nt
Organism: Chanos chanos (milkfish)
Lineage: Eukaryota; Metazoa; Chordata; Actinopteri; Gonorynchiformes; Chanidae
Gene: tnfaip1
Product: tumor necrosis factor, alpha-induced protein 1 (endothelial)
Exons: 7
Coding region: 287-1297 (336 amino acids)
Biological process (GO): protein ubiquitination; proteasome-mediated ubiquitin-dependent protein catabolic process; negative regulation of Rho protein signal transduction
Cellular component (GO): Cul3-RING ubiquitin ligase complex
Molecular function (GO): ubiquitin-protein transferase activity; protein binding
Source: RefSeq, a predicted model, not a curated record
ACAAAGUUUUCCGUUGAGGAGGGGAGUAACAGUUCACGUAUCUAAUUCAACACACACAAUAUAAAGCGAAGACGAGAAACAUCCAGGAGUAUUCGUUCCUCUACAACAUUUGCUAUGUAUUAUUGCUGUCUGGAGACGUAGCGUACAUAGGCCACAUUUCUGUCGCCGAGUUGAUAUGCGGAGGACGGACAUUUGGUAUUUGUGGUAGCUUCCCCAAAUAGCAGUCACCACGGCGGGGGACAUCAGGCCAACCGUGUGCAGGGUGGUCAUCUACCUACAGAAGGACAUGUCUGGGGAGACCUGCCUUCAUCAGCUUCACCCACAGACUGGGCCCAUUGUGCCCGUAUCUCCUGUGGCUUGUCCCAAGACCAAGACCUGUAGUUACCGCGGAGCCGUUGGACUAGGAAAUAAGUAUGUGCGUCUGAAUGUUGGUGGAGCGCUUUUCUACUCCACACUGCAGGUGCUUACACGGCAGGACACCUUGCUAAAGUCUAUGUUCAGUGGCAGGAUGGAGGUGUUCACUGACAAAGAGGGUGCAGCCUUUAAAUGUUGUCAACACAAACUGCUCUGUUUAGGCUGGAUCCUGAUAGACCGCUGUGGGAAACACUUUGGUACAGUCCUCAGUUACCUGCGAGACGGUGUCGUGACCUUGCCCAAGAGCCGACAGGGUGUCCAAGAGCUCUUGGCUGAGGCCAAAUAUUACCGUAUCCAAGGACUGGUGGACUUGUGUCAGCAUGCUCUUCAGGACAAUAAGGAAAAGGCACUGUGUGUGAUCCCUGUCAUCACCUGUCCCAAAGAAGAGGAGAGAUUAAUACAAGGCUGUACCAAACCUGUGGUGAAACUACUCUAUAAUAGAAGUAACAACAAAUACUCUUAUACAAGCAAUUCUGAUGACAACUUAUUAAAGAACAUUGAGCUAUUUGAGAAGCUGUCUCUGAGCUACAAUGGCCGUGUGCUCUUCAUGAAAGAUGUCAUUGGGGACGAGAUCUGCUGCUGGUCUUUCUAUGGCCAGGGCCGUAAGCUAGCAGAAGUCUGCUGCACCUCGAUUGUUUACGCCACCGAGAAGAAGCAUACCAAGGUCGAGUUUCCGGAAGCACGUAUUUACGAGGAGACGCUGAAUGCUUUGUUAUACGAGACACUCCCGGUUCCAGACAACUCUCUUUUGGAGGCCACACGACGGCGCGCCCACUGCUGCUCUCACAGCGAGGAAGACGAAGCCGUGGAGCUGAGGGAACGCGUUCGGCGAAUCCACAUCAAGAGAUACAGCACAUAUGAUGACAGGCCCCUGGGACACUAACGGCGCAGACAAAUGGUGUCUGCUCACAUAUCUUUAGCUCUUUCACUCUUGUGCCUCUUUACCUAACGCAACACUACCUGCACUUCUAUGUUUGAUUAAGUGUUGAACCACUACGUGAUAACCCGAGGAACGUGGCUUGCUUGGUCUGUGCUCCUCGGUUGAAUUUACCCACCCUACUCAUGAGAUGGAGCAUUUGCUAAAAGUAUAUACGGAUUAUGAGGUUUACAUUAAUGAGCAAGGUUAUUAAAGUUACUGAGAAUUAUCAUGUAAUUCUGAACUUGUUCAUUCUCACUCAUUUUAAUUUAUUAUGUCAGAGCAUUUGAAUUUGUUGGUACUCCAUUUGAAAAUAGAAGAGAAGAAAACACUGCUCAUCUUGUCUCUGAAAUGAAGGGUUUUUUGUUUUGGGUUUUUUUUUUUUGUUUUUUUUAGGCAGAAUGCAAAGGUGCAUUGCAGUUUUAUCUUUUUUAUCAGAAUGUAUUUUUUUAUGCCCUCAUAACAAUCUCAUUUUAUGGAAUGUUACCUAAGCACAAUCAUAACGUUGUUAUAUUGGGCGGCCACUGUCAUAUAAUUAACAUAGUAAUAUCACCAGUUAUCUCCCGUCGAUCGACAGUCAUUUGGGAUGGAAUGCAAUACAUUGACUGAAUGGUGAAAACACCCUCUUUUUAUUAAUUAUUGUUCAAAUGUGACCUCACCUACGCAAUCUUUUGUCUGCUCUUUAUUUUACUCAGAUUAUGAUUUCUUAUAUUUAUCACAAACACUUGUGCCUCAAUAAAUCCGAGUCAAAA